AUGCCCGGCAUCAUUCAAGAGCCUUCGCUUGAGGGGCUCACGGUGAAAGAACUCCAUCCUACAUUUGGAGCCGAAAUCGAAGGGGUAAAUUUCGAGAGCCUCUCUCAAGCACAGUUUGCUGGGAUCAAGUCUGCCUUGGCUAAGUACGGCUUCGUCGUCUUCCGUCGCACCGGCCUCGACGAUGACACUCACGUCGCCUUCAGCAAGAAGCUAGGCGAGUUGGACAACAUCAAGCGCUACCUCACAGCAGGCCGCAAGCUCCGCUACGAGAACCUAGAGCUCUUUGACGCGGGCAACCUCGACGGCGAGGGCGAGAUCGUCCCGCCCGACAGCCCGCGCGCGCACUACAACAAGGGCAACGCGCUGUUCCACGUGGACAGCAGCUUUAACCCGCGGCGGGCGUCGUACUCGGCGCUGCGAGCGGUGGUCGUGCCGCCGGUGGGCGAGGGCGGAGAGACCGAGUUCGCGGACGCGCGGACGGCGUGGGAUGAUCUAGACCAGGAGACUCGGGCGCUGUUAUUAGGAGGCGAGGAUGGUGUGGGCUUGGUUGGCGGUCACUCCAUCAGCCACUCGCGGAAGAUAGCAAGCCCUGAGUUCUUCAAGGACCUCGAUGUUGAGAAGGCGUCGAUUAGUCUGCAUAGGUUGGCGCAGGUCCACGAGCCGUCGGAGAGGAUGAGUCUGUACGUGGGCGCACAUCUGCACCAUGUCGAGGGCCUGGAUAGGCAGGAGUCGGAUGAGCUGAUCAAGAAGUUGAACGACCAUGUUACUCAGCCUAAGUACGUUACUUCUGUGGGCUGGGAAAACCCUGGUGACUUGAUUAUCUGGGACAAUCGGGCAGUCUUACACAGGGCAACCGGAGGGUCGUUUGAGGGGAAAUACAAGAGGGACAUGAGGCGGACGACUGUGCACGAUGAUGGAAGUUAUGCUUAUGGGUUGAACGAUGUGAAUAAGGCGAUGCCUGGAUUCGAUUCGUGGUCAAAGCCCGGUGAGAACAAAACAGUCAGUACAUGA
This is a messenger RNA of Diaporthe amygdali, 1011 nucleotides long. RefSeq names its product lpha-ketoglutarate-dependentdichlorophenoxyacetate. The record is from RefSeq and is a predicted model, not a curated record. The coding region runs from base 1 to 1011 and encodes 336 amino acids. The transcript has 2 exons. NCBI's taxonomy places the organism in Eukaryota, Fungi, Ascomycota, Sordariomycetes, Diaporthales, Diaporthaceae. Gene Ontology annotation, molecular function: oxidoreductase activity.